Molecule: messenger RNA, 5703 nt
Organism: Amblyraja radiata (thorny skate)
Lineage: Eukaryota; Metazoa; Chordata; Chondrichthyes; Rajiformes; Rajidae
Product: A-kinase anchor protein 17A
Exons: 5
Coding region: 137-2356 (739 amino acids)
Source: RefSeq, a predicted model, not a curated record
UCCUGGGUGGAUGGGUGGUCGCGCCGGAGAGGUCCUGGGUGAGUGGAGGGUCGCGCUGGCGGCGGGUGGAGGCGGCGACUUGUCGGUCGGUCCGUGUGAGGAGGAGGAGGAGGAGUUAGGUUCCUGACCAGUGUCAAUGAUGGCUGCUACAAUCGUACAUGAUACUUCGGAGGCUGUCGAGCUGUUUGCCCCUCAGGGUUUGUUCCUGAAGCCGAUCGCCAAGCUGACCAUCAGCGUGUCGCUCCCUCAGCUGAAGCAGCCCGGGAAAUCCAUAUCGAACUGGGAGGUGAUGGAGCGACUCAAAUGCAUGGUCCACCCCGAGCAGUUUGCCACACUCCGCGUGUCCAAGAGCACAAUGGACUUUGUUCGCUUCGAGGGCGAGGUUGAAAACAAGAACAUGGUGAAAACCUUCCUGUCCAAGCUGGACGCCAAGACUAUUAAACUCAGUGGCUUCACGGACACUUUAAAAGUACGUGCAGCGGAGGUCAAAAUAGACUUUCCGACUCGUCAUGACUGGGACUCUUUCUUCCGGGAUGCCAAAGACGUAAACGAGACUUUACCGGGAGAGAGGCCGGACACUAUCCAUUUGGAAGGACUGCCGUGCAAGUGGUUUGCACUGAAGAACCCCAGCUCGGAAAAGCCCAGUGAUUCUAUCCUUCGCAGCGUGUUUGAAUCCUUUGGCAAGAUUCGGAACGUGGACAUCCCAAUGUUGGACCCUUACAGGGAGGAGAUGACCGGGAAGAACUUUCACACCUUCAGCUUCGGUGGUCAUUUGAACUUUGAAGCCUAUGUCCAGUACCAGGAAUAUAUAGGGUUUGUAAAGGCAAUGGAUGCCUUGAGAGGAAUGAAACUGCUGUACAAAGGUGAUGAUGCUAAAGCAGUGGCCUGCAGCAUAAAGGUGACAUUUGACACAACAAAGCACCUGAGCGACUUGUCGAUCAGGAGGAGGCAGCUGGAGCGGCAGAAGUUGCAGGAGCUGGAACUGCAGCGGGAAGAGCAGAAACGCCGCGAGAAAGAGGAAGAAGAACGGAAGAAGGACGAGGAAAGGAGGCAGCGAGAGUUUGAAGAGCAGGAGAGAGAGAGGAAGAGAGAAGAAAAGGUCAGGAAGCGGGAACAGAAGCAGAAGGAGCGGGAGGAGCGGCGGAACAUGCGCAAGCUGCAACGCGAGGAGCAGAAAAGGCUGCAGGAGAAAAUAGCUCUGGAGGAAAGAAAGCUGCUGCUGGCACAGAGGAACCUGCAGUCUAUCCGGCUGAUCGCAGAGCUGCUCAGCAGAGCCAAGGCUGGUAAACAGCAGGAGCUUGAGGCACGGGAAGUGGAAGCAACCCGGCUACACAAAAUGGAGGAAAAGAGGCGGCAGCAAGAGACCGAGCUGCGGAAAGUGGAAGAGGAGAAAGAGCGAGUGGUGGAGUUGCAGCAUAAGGAGAAGGAGCUGCGGGAGAAACUGCUGGAGAACCUCAAGCGGAAGGAAAGUCAGAGCCAGCAGAGACGGGAAGAGUCGAAGCCCUGCCACGCACACCAAGUGGCGAUGAAGCCCCUUGCCAGUGCGUCCCCAGCGCUGGAAACUGCCCCUGCCACCACCGCCCAGGCAAGCGUUGAUCGCACUGCAGGUCAGGCGGCUGUAAUCCACAAGAAUGUGCCGCUCAACAAGGACCUAAAUGGGCACCCAGACACGGCUGGAAGGUAUGUCAAUAAUUCGGACCAAGCCCCGGCGCAAAUAAAUACAAGUCCGGCCGAUCGUCCGAGCGGCACCAAGCCUGCUCAGAACGAGCAGUGUACGACGGGAGCGGCUAAUAGCCAAGGGCGUUCUUCCCAGGAACGCUGCGGUAAAAAGGGUAAAUGCCAGAACGGGCCGAGCCACAAAGAGAAGGAGCCGCAGAGCAACCCCGCCAACGUUGAAGGCCACCAGUUGCAAAAGGAUUUGAACAAGGGACGGGGCUCGCGCAAGAGCAGCGGCAGCAGUGAGCGGAGUAGGAACUGGAGGGAGUCCAGCAGCGACAGCAGCUGCCACCAGAGGGAAUGGAGCCGGCACCAGACCCGCACCAGGAAGGAGAGCGGCCGGCACGCCCGGGACCCGAGCAGGGAGCGGGGCCGCUCCUGGCGAGACCUUGGCAGCGAGCAGGGCCGGGGCCGGCGGGAGACGAGCCGCGAGCGGAGGCGUUGCAAGAGCAGGGAGCGCCCCCGCUGCCGGUGGGGAUCCAGCCGCGAACGGAAUCAGAGCGCCGAGCGGCGGCGGCCCGGCCUGAGCGGGGAACGGCCCCGUCGGCCGAGGAGCGCCAGCAGGGACCGCGUCCGGCGCCGCGGAGACUCUGGCGAGGAGCGCGGCUCCAGCAAAGGACGCAGCCGCCAUCGGAGGUAGUCAAAGCCGGCCGCAAUGCUGGCUGUCCCCAUGGGCAAAACCGGAGAGUAACAGACUCAACAGCAACAAGUCAGAGGCUCACCUGCGCCUGGGACGGUUUGGUUAACAAAUACAGCUCGGAAUAAUCGCCCGGUGUGGCAAUUCCAAUUAAAACCAUUGAGGCAAAUGUCACUUGAAGUAGUAAGUUUGCAUUGAAGAAGUCUCCUUUGUUCCGGUGGAAGGGGCAGAAACAGGAAAGGCAUACAAUCACAGAUUCUGACAACACGGGAUAGCACUGUACUUCACUGAACCUGGCAACAGUUACACGAUUCUUUAACAUUGUAAUUGUUUGGUCCUUGCAAAGUUCCCUGAUAAAGUUCCAACGUUUUGAUGUAAAUUCGGUAACUACUUGUGUUUUGGUUGCAAAUUAUUAUUGCAAGGCAGUAUUUAGAAAGUGUGCAGUGGUUGUGUUGUGGCAAUCCGUUGCAUACGGCAUUUAUCCCAUGAUGAAUUUUAGUCAAUGCUGUACAUGUUUUAUUAUCUCCUGUGAACUGCUGCUCAUGUCACGUUCGUUUCAAUUAACACUUCACCACGCUUAUUUAUUAUGCACCCUAUGCCCUUGAGAAUCGAAAUACACUCGAAAGAUUAGUGGCAAACUUGGUUUAUGCGGCUGAUAUUUCCAUGAAGUUCUUGGCAGUGCCUCUCAUGGGUAUGGUCGGUGUUAGGAGUUUCACCACUUGAUCAAGCCAUUUCCUGACUUCCUUCGGCAAACAUUAACUGCUCAUUGUCAACUUGGCGCGGACAGUAUAGCUAGCCCUGACUGUUGGUGUAGAAGAUGGCCACCUGAAAUUGGCAUUAGACGAAGCUGCUAGAUUUAAGUUAUAGGCAUCAACUGCUCAAGAUCCCUGUUUGGGAGCAAAGUAUAUUUUAAUGGCCCAUCACAAAGUCAGAGGGAUGGGUAAGUAGCGAGAUCUGACUUGCAGUUCAGUGGUUGAGAAGAGAAAGCAGACAUUAUGAAGAACAAAACUACCGGGUUACCAUUGAGAAAUCCACAGUUCUGUAACUGAAUGGUGUGGAGACUGCAUAGCAUCGAGUAAUUCGCAUCCUGUCUGUUCAACAUAGAGAAGCUUGAAGCUCCCCAAUGUGUUGGAACCUUUUCCGUUCUACCAACCAAGCACGAAUGCAGGAGUCUCUAGCUCAGCUAUUGACUGGCUGCUGUCUUAAGUUCACCUUGCAUGCGACAUCCAGUUCAGCCUCCCAUCCAUUAGAAGAUUGGACUGUCUUUACCUUGUACAGGUAUUUUCAGGGUUAAGUGGAUUGCUCCUGCAAGACCCACCACAGAGCCGGGUUUGUUGUAUUUGUGUUCAGCCAUUUGAAGUUGAAUGGAAAGUAUUUCUGAUUUCCAAAUGUGCCUCCCAUUGGGUUUUUUUUUAAAUCUUUUCGAUGUCCUUCUGAGAGAGAUUGUAAUUUCACUGAAGCUUUCCAGUUUUAAAGUAAUGGGACCAAACCGUCAAGCAAUCCUUUUUAAAACAAACUAUCUGUGCCACAUUUUGAUUGAUGAUUUAGCUUUUGGUAGCUAUUUCAAAUGCUGUGUAAUCCUCACAGUAUAGCUCUAGUCACAGUUAGUUUCAUCAUAGAGCAAACUAUUUUCUAUACCUCAACUGAGAAAGUGAAGCAUCCUGCUCCAUAAUGUUUUGAAUUGGAUAGACGAUCAACACGAAAACUACUGAUGGUAACUGCUGGUGUUAGUGCAAGAAAAUGGACGUCCAGUGUUGUUAACAUAUUGGCAUCUUCCAGUCAGAAACUACCGCUGAUGGACACGAGAUGCUGGAGUAACUCAACGGGUCAGGCCGGGCAUCUGUGGAGAAAAGGAAUAGGUGAGGUUGCUCUGCCUGGCCCGCUGAGUUACUCCAGCACCUCGUGCCUGUCUUCAGUAUAAACCAGCAUCUGCAGUUCCUUUCCGCACACUACAGCUCAUGGUGAGUGAACAAUCUGAGUUGCAAGUAGAUUAGUUAUUGAACGGGUACUGAAUUCUCAUCUGUUUUCACCCUUUUGUCUUCUGAUUGACGAAGAUGAUACUUUAUUGUCACUUGUAUGUAGCUAGGUACAGUGAAAUUCUUUGUUUUUGUAUAUAAAGGGCACAAAAGUGUCGCCACAAAGGUGCCAACAAAGUUACAAAAAAUACUCAUCCCUUCUCUGUCCUCCAUCUUUCCCCCUCCCUCCCUCUGGAUCCCCCUUUGUUCUCGGCGGCCCACCCACGCUAGGUCCCCCAUAGUUCUCAGCAGCCCCCCCCUCCUCACGCCAGCUCCUCGGGUACACGGCCAGUCCACCGCAGCCCGACCUCGAGACUCCGACCUCUUCCUCCACCCCGAGGUUCGUUUCGAGGUUCCGAUCCCGCCCCUUCCUCCAGGGACUCCGAUCUCACGCCGUGGGGUCCUCCCUUUGCACCUGCAUCCACGAUAGCAAAGACCAGCCCCUGGUGUGACUUUCUGCAGCACCCUCUCCUCUUUCCCCUUGGCCUCGUCAACCGAGAUCCCAAUGGGGUGGGUAGGAGGGAGGACCUGGAUGGAACGGUGCAUCUCAUUUCCCCAACCCCCCCCCCCCCCCCCCCCCCAACUCCAAAAACAUCACCUUAACUGGGAUAUUUCCCUAAAUGAUACAAAUGUGAUCGCUUUGAUUACUCUUUUGUUUUGUCUUUUGUUCUGGUGUGGUAUUUGAAAGGCAACCUCAAUUAAAGGUCGGGAACUGCAGUGCACUUGGGUCAAAAGCAGUUCUGAUUCACACUUGCCAUUGAUGUGCCCUCAAACAGCUUAAAAAACCCUGAAAACCCAAUUUUUACUCUUUAUCAAAUGACAUUAGAUCCAGAAAGAUUAAUAUUAAAUUUUUCAGAAGGCUUAAAUAAUCUACAAAUAGCUCACUCGUAGAGUACUGGUAUUUGGAUGGCCCAAAAGAGGUUUUGUCCAGUUAGUCGACAACAGCCUCGCAAUGAAACCUUCGAUCUGUGUGAGUGUAUCUAAAAUUUCACUUUAAAACUGAAAGUUCUCUCAGUAAUUUGAUGGCUGAGUAGUAGAGCAUAUAUAAGCAUUGAGAAUUUAAUUUACAAACAAAAGCCCGGAACUUGUUUUUAGCUUCAAUGGUGACCUUGAUGUGUCGCCUUGUUUUCAGUGUUGUGUAUUUCCUGUUCUGUACCAAACUCUUCAUUCAAAAUUGCAUAAUAAAUGCCAUUUUGUUGCCAUUUGUCUCUUACCUAUCAUUUGCUGAAUGUUAGUCUUCACCAAAUUUAUUAGAAUUGUCCUGUAUUUAUUUUGUUUUUUUCGCACAACUGUCAAUGGUUUGCAUCCUCCAGUAAAAAAAAGUUUAUUUUGAAA